GCACGCCCAGGGAGCCGCAUCCGUUCUGGAGAAGGGGAAGGAGCACAGGGAGAGAGGAGGAGUUGAAGGGGUGGGAGUGGACGGCACUGUGUGUGUGUGAGCGUGUGUGUGUGCCUGCGCGCGCACGUGUGUGUGUAUGUGUGUGCAGGCAAGUGCGAGCAGGCACGAGAGGCAGGGGGAGAGAAGAGAGAGCCUGCUCUGUGAGCAGAAAAGCCACUGCACCUCAACUCUGGGAGGCUGGAUGGCAACUUCUCAUACAGACGCCAGCACUGGCUGCAGAGAUGCCGGUGCCGCCUCGCUCCUGAGUGACCGGGGCCGCUGCCGGGGCAGGAGCGGGUGCCCGGCCAGGGCCGGUCGUUCCGGAGGGCGAUGUGGCCACCCAGACGGGGCUGCAUCCUCAGGUGGCUGGGUCUGAGGGUCUUCCGGAGGACCACGCUCCUCUUUGCCCUCUUCUGGUUCGGGUUCUGGGUGUUUCUCAACGGCCUGGUCUUCGUGCACAGGACCAUUUUCUCCGAUUUCUGCACCAAUGACAAGAGCAAGCAGGUCCUUCAGAGAGUGUGCAAGGAGUACAAACAGGGCAUCCUGACAGGAGACCUCUGUGAGGACCUGUGUGUGACCAGGCAACUAGAGUACAAGCGCUGUUUGUAUUUCGAGAAUGGCAAGAAGGUGAUCAAGGCCGACUGGCGGGGCGUGCCCGUAGUGCUGAAGUCCAAGCUGGAGAACUUCUCCUCCUACGAGAGCUUCAGUCUGCUGGACUACCAGGACGCCCCCGACCUGUCGCCCAUGGACAUCGUUUUCUACGCCAUGCUGGAAAUCAAGAGCUCCCUUGGGCUGGAGGUGCGAAACGCCACGGUGCCCCAGCUGUGGAGCCAGAGACUGCGGGAGCAGGGCCGGCCUUACUCCCGGGCCGAGGUGGCCUCCCUCUGGUCGUUGCUCCAGCAGGAGGAGUACGCCUUCUUCAAAGUCCUGCAGGACCUCAGCCGGCAUGUCGUGAAGGUGCUGGGGUCUUGCGGGCACUUCUACGCUGUGGAGUACCUCAUCGCUGGCCACGCCUGGAACCAGAACCUUUUCUCUCUGGAGGAGAUUUCAGGCCUGUCUGGGUCAGCGGGUGAUGGCUCCUCCUCCUCCUUCUCACACUCCUUUUCUUCAGGCCAUGGGGUUUGGAUGGAGAGGGACAUGGUGCACCAGAUCGCCCUCAGCUUCCUUGAGAUGGUCCGGCAUUUUGAGAACGACUUCUCUCACCGCCUCCACCUCUGUGACAUCAAGCCAGAGAACUUUGCCAUCAGGAAGGAUCUCACGGUCGUGGCCAUUGAUGUCGACAUGGCUUUCUUCGAGCCCAAAAUGCAGGACAUUCUAGAGCAGAACUGCACCAACGACGAUGACUGCAACUUUUUUGACUGCAUCUCGAAAUGUGAUGUGCAUAAAAACAAGUGUGGCUCAAAGCGAAUAAACAGCAACUUACAGGUGAUCUGUGACAAGAUCUUCAGGCUGUGGUUCUCGCCCACGCUGCUGGGUGCCAGGGCGGGGCUCCCCCUGCAGGUGGCGCUGCAGCGGGCGGUGCAGGACUGCGCAGAGACGGCGGGGGGCGAGGAGACGGAGCGCAGCCACGCCAUCCAGCAGCGCCUGCUCGCCAUCCUCAAACAGCUCCUACGUGACGGCCCGAGACAGGGGGACGCGGAGGGACGCUCACACACGGCACUCAACUUCUAACAGACUUCUACUGGAAUGUUGUGUUGUAACUUGCCAUUACAUUGCAGCAACAUUGUGAGAGUGUUUUGUGAGAGGUGGGCAGCCAUCUUGUGACUGUGGGGCUGACGUACAUCCUCAGAUGUGUGUGCUAAGACUGAAGAAGAAUGGGACAAUUUGACCGUACUACAUAUUUUGAUGCACCAUUGGGAGUUGGCCUGUGGUUGAAGAAAACAGGAUCAGUGAUGGAGAUAUAUGUAUAAUGAUGCAUCAUAACACUGCUCAUCGAUAUCGCAUGGGUUCAAUAACUGGUGUAGGCUGAAGGCGUAUACAGUGAAAAUUGGACAGGUUGAGAAACAAGCAUAACAUAGUUGAGUUGUAUUUUGUACUGCCAUUGAUAACAUGCUCACCACUGCAAACAUUUGUGAGAAAUAAAACAUAUUUUGGUGAUCUUCAGGGUUCUA
Conger conger (European conger) is the source of this 2150-nucleotide messenger RNA. RefSeq names its product divergent protein kinase domain 1C (gene dipk1c). Bases 370 to 1710 code for a protein of 446 amino acids. Lineage: Eukaryota; Metazoa; Chordata; Actinopteri; Anguilliformes; Congridae. The record is from RefSeq and is a predicted model, not a curated record. The transcript is spliced from 4 exons.